Cylas formicarius (sweet potato weevil) is the source of this 4495-nucleotide messenger RNA. RefSeq lists its product as uncharacterized. The record is from RefSeq and is a predicted model, not a curated record. The transcript is spliced from 11 exons. Lineage: Eukaryota; Metazoa; Arthropoda; Insecta; Coleoptera; Brentidae. Bases 121 to 4365 code for a protein of 1414 amino acids.
UUUUUAAAGCUUUUUUUGGUACGAAGCUUAAAGUAAUAACCGGAAAGGUGCAAUUUGCUUUAGAGUAUUUUGUUGGUUUUACGUGUUCGAGUUGAGAGGUGUUCCUACAUUUAUAAAAUCAUGGAAGUCAAGCAAGAAGUAAAGCCGGAGAUAUGCGAUAGUUACCUAGAAGGAAUCGAUUUGAAACCAAGUACUUCUCUCGGUUUUCUAAACAAUAUUAAUAUUAAGGGUGAAGCUUGGGAGUAUGAAUUUAACAGUGAUAUUAAGAGUGAAGAUGAUCAGUCCGAUUUGGAAAAGGAACACAUUAAGGAUGAAAGUUUGUCAAUAAAAGAUGAACUGCUAUCGCCUUCAACAGAAAAUCUUGAAGAAGCUUCAAAAUUUUUACCUGACCCUAGCACUAUACCAGAAUGGAACGAUCACGAAAAGGCUCUUGAGUGGGUUAAAAAGAGUGACUUUGACCAAUGCUCUCUACCUGAGUUCUAUCAAACAGUAGACGAAAAAGAUAUAGUAUUAAAACCUUUCGUAAAUAAAGACAGUUUUGCAAGUGAAAAACAGGACGAUAUUAUAAGACAAGCCAACACAGAAACUUGCUGGUACAAUCCUAAAAAUGAAACAAAAUUGUUCCAAAAUACCGAUAAUGUUACCACAGAUGACAUGCCGAAGAUUAAAACAGAAUUUAAUUCACUUAAGAAGCCUUGCUUACCAUCCCAAAAUCAAAAGAUAGAAAAUACUUUUUUAUUGCAAACAGUGGAUAAUGAUUUUGUGUCCGAUUUUUAUCAUGACAUUGACAGAAGCACUGAAGAAUAUAAACUUACAGUAUUACAACCUUUACCGAGUAAUUCUUGUGAAACCCAAGAUUUUAAUUCAGAACAAUCAAUUGCAAACAAUAAUUCUGACGAUGACGUGAAGCACUGCGCAGAACUUCCGCCUAAAAGAGUAAAAAGACUUCAUACACUGCAGAAAAAAAUGAUUCGAUGCAAAUUUUGUGAGGAAGACGUGUUUAAUAAAAAUUUUUCGCGUCAUAUCCAAAGGAGACACUCCAAUGAAGAAGAGGUUAUUGCAAUUUUUCAAUAUCCUAAAGGAAGCAGGAAAAGGCGCGACGCACAUGCUUUAUUAGAAAAUGAAAGUUUUUUUAACCAAUACAUUCAUGGAAAUACUAGACCAAAUCGAAGAGGUCCAGAUAAUAUUGAUAAUGGUGCGUUUUACUUGCCAUGCGCAUAUUGUAAGGGCGUCUAUUACAAACAAUAUUUAAGGAGGCAUUCAAAAUUCUGUAUCGUCCAAAGAGAACUGAGCACAAAGGAGAGGGGAAGUCAGUUAUCACUUUCACAAACUUUGACUGCGUGCUCGAUGGAUCCCACGAAUGUUAUUUCCAAACUAAAUGUAAAGAAAGAGGUGUUUAAUAUAAUGAAAGGCGACGAAAUAUCUUUUGAAGCAAAAAAAGAUCUAUUAAUAUGUAAAUACGGGGAAUCUUACCUAAAAAAACACAAACGAGAAGGCAUUAGAUAUGCUUGCAGCAACAGAAUGCGCGAAUUGUCUAGACUGUUAAUCGAAUACAGAAAGAUUGUGAAUUCAAGUGUAGCGCUUAAAGACAUAAUUGAUCCCAAAAAUUUUGAUGUCAUUAUCACUGCAGUCCGAAAUAUUGCUGGUUAUGACCCUUUUAAAAAAACUUUCAAAGCUCCUAGUUUAGCGAUGCACCUUGGGACAUCCUUAAAGGCGGUGUGUGACGUAUUAAUUCAUCAGGUUCUGAAUGAAAGUGACGGUUUUAAAGAUUUUGACGUUAAAGCGUGGUCCGAUAAAAUAAAAAACUUUAAGAAGUUAGUCGAAAGUCGUUGGAAUAUGGAAUUAUCGUCCUUGGCAAAUAAGGAUCUUCAACAAAAAAACUGGGACAAACCACUUCUUUUACCUCUUGUAAGUGACCUCAAGAAAUUGCGUGAAGAAGUACUAAAGAUGGGAAAAGAAUGUUGUGACAAAUUUAAUCAGAGCUUGGACGAUGUAGAAACAUAUAAACUUUUAGUUCGUUGUUCGCUAGCGCUUUUGAUAAUAUUCAACAGGCGUAGGAUUGGUGACGUUCAAUUUCUGAAGAUUGAAGACUACCGUCGAGUUAGAAGCACGGAGUGUAAAGAUUUUGAAACCACCCUAAGUGAUACAGAGAAGUUAUUAACUAAGAAGUAUAAGAGACUAUUGAGUAGCGGAAAAGGUUCUCGAGCAAUAUUCAUUUUACUACCCAAGAUAUUGGAAGAUUUUAUUGAAACUAUGUUGAGUAAUAGAAAUAAAUAUAUUUCAGAAGAAAAGAUUUUUGUCUUCGCCGUACCUGGCAGCAAGAUAAAGUGGGGCCAAGGUGAUGCCGUCAUUAGAAUGCUGACCAAGAACAUUGAGUUCCAGAAUCCAGAUGCUAUUUUUAGCAACAAAUUACGAAACCACAUCGCUACUGUCAUGCAAAUACUUAAUAUGACACCAAACGAAACGAAGCAAUUUGCGAAUUUUAUGGGCCAUACCCAGAAAACUUACGAUGAAUACUAUGAGCUGCCUGUAGACAUUUAUCAGACCGCAAAGGUUUCAAAAAUGCUUUUGAUGAUGGAAAAAGCAACCCUUCCUGUCGAAUAUAAAGGCAAAUCGAUAAACGAAAUAGACAUUGAUAUUGACUAUCCCGAAGAAAAUGAACCUCAAGAAUCCUCGUCACCAAAUGCACCCACACAAGACAAUGAAAUAUUGUUUGUGUGUAAAAAAGAAAAUAUCGAAGCGAAUAAAGAUAUUAAUAUUUUUGACCAACCAAUUCCAGAAAAUAUUAAGAACGAGGAUCAAGAAAUUAAUAUUAUAGAUUCUAUAUGGUUCGACGUGAGCAAUUCCCGGUCGGAUGAAUUGAAGCCAGUCUUGAAACCAGAUCCUUUAGAUCACGACCAAUCGGGAAGCUCUGAUUUGAGCAAACACGUUAUGCCGCACCAAAGUCCCGACGAAUUAACUCUGUAUAAGUGUCCAGGUUGCGAUUUUCGAACCAAAUACAAAAGGACCUAUCUGAGACACACAAAGCGGCCAUCGAGUGGCGAAGAAAAAAGAUUCAAGUGCGCCAUGUGUGAUUAUCUGUGUGUCAUGAAGUGCGAAUUGAAAAAGCACGACGCGGCGCACAAAAGUACGGACGAGCUUUAUAAGUGCAACUGUUGCGAUUAUCGAACUAAAUACAAAUGGGGCUUGAUAGCGCACACGGAACGACAUACGGACGUCGACGGGAAAAAGUUCAAAUGCGACUUGUGUGAUUACCGUUGUGUUGCGAAAUCGGAUUUGAUCAAGCACACCAUAGUGCAUAAAACGCCAGAGGAACUGUCUCUAUACAAGUGCGAUGCAUGCGAUUUUAAAACCAAAUAUAAGAACAAUUUAGCGGCCCACGGACAACGACACUUGCUGGAGAAAAGGUUCAAGUGCGACUUGUGCGACUACCGUUGCGUCCUUAAGUCGUACUUGAAAAAACACUCGCUAGUGCACAAAAACGCCGACGAGGUGCCUUUAUAUCAGUGCAACAGUUGCGACUUUCGAACCAAAUACAAAGGCGAUAUGGUGAAACACAUAAAACGACAUUCGCUUUUUCCGGCCAUGAGACGUGACGAUGACAAUUCGGGGUCGGAUGAUAUGACGUCACUGUUAAAGGUAGAAGCGUCUGAUUGCGACCCGUCAGAAAACUCGAUACCCUUCGUGCUCAAAAAUCGACAAAAAGUGGCAAUAUUCGAGUGCGACUUGUGUUACUAUCGAACCAAGAAGAAGGACCGUUUCAGAUGUCAUUCGUUGGUGCACAAAAAUGCGGACGAGGUUCCUCUAUAUAAGUGCAACGUCUGCGAUUACCAAACCAAAUACAAAAGUGGGGUCGUCGCCCACUUGAAACGACACUCGGCCACUAGUGAGAAAAAGUUCAAGUGCGCCCUGUGUGAUUAUCGGUGCUUCUUUAAAUCGGAACUCAACAAACACUCAUUAGUGCACAAGAAUGCAGACGAGGUAUCUGUAUAUAAGUGUGACAAGUGCGAUUAUCAAAGUAAGUACAAAGGCACCUUGUCGAAGCACAAAGAACGGAAACACUUGGACAGCGACCAGAAAAAGUUCCAGUGCGAAAACUGUGAUUUUCGGACUAUCUACAAGGGGGCCUUGUUGAGGCACAAAAAACUGCAACAUUUGGACAUAGUGAAAAGAUUCAAAUGUGACCUAUGUGAUUACCGUGGUUUUAUCAAAUCGCAUCUGAUACAACACUCUCUAGUGCACAAGAAGCCGGAGGAAGUGUCUUUGCAUAAGUGCGACAGUUGCGAGUUUCGAAGUAAACACAAAAAGAGUGUACUGGAGCACUCCAAAAGACACUCGGACACCGUUCAGAAAAAAUUCAAGUGAUUAUCUCUACAAUCAUAAAUACGAAUCGAAGAGGCAUUUUGUCGUGCAGAAGUGCCUCUAUAUAAGCGCGACCAGUGCGAAUGCCGCAUUCGACUUUUUACGUUUUGGUGCAUUUUUGUUGUAUAUUCAA